Symbiodinium sp. CCMP2456 is the source of this 560-nucleotide messenger RNA. The record is from the annotation of a GenBank genome assembly. NCBI's taxonomy places the organism in Eukaryota, Dinophyceae, Suessiales, Symbiodiniaceae.
GAGCCUGGUCGGCGGCCGCGGAGUCUGCCAAUGCUCUGGCCGACAUCCCGUCGACUAUGGGCCUGGUCUCCGUUCGGCGCCAGGCCCAGGAUGAGCUCAACACGCGGACUUUCUCGUCGGCGGUCGACCCGAUCAACUACGACCAGGAUGAGGAGGAAGAGAACCGUGGUCAUGUUCCCGAUGCCGCUCGAGAUCAGGCCAGGGAGGAUCGUUCUUUCUCCAGGUCCACGGCAAAGCUCACACCUCAGCUCUUUGCCGAGUUGACGGGGCCGGGGUCCUCGUUCGGAUCGGGCCGCUCGGUCAUCGAGGCGGACUCUGAAGCCGGGGAUCCCCACAAUUUGCUCGGCCCCGUGGGAGAGCCGACCUCGUUCAGGCAGGCUAUCCUGUCCACUCGGCUGGCGAAUUUACAGUUUGUUCUCGCCGUGGAAGCCGAGUCCCCCGGGCAGUUCGCCGCGCAAGUGUUCGAGUGGACAGCUAGCUCGGCUAAGGAGGCUCACGAGUCGCUGGCGCUUCGAACUCACAUGCUCGAACAGUUCUGGACGUUUGCUCGAGCGGCCGAG